ACUUAAGUACCGCAGCAGCAGCAUUCCCUCAUUCUGAUGCUGUGUCCCUCAUGUUAUCCCCUAUCACACUCACAUAAGUUUUUGCAUAUAUUCCUGGCUUGGCUUACACUUAGACCAAUCACAGCUUUCAUGAGCAACCGAACUCGAUUUGGAAACAGCGCGGGAACUGCCGGAGACGGGUCGUCCUCUCUACAUCUCGAAGAACCUCCCUCAUAUCAAAUUCAAUAUGGCUGAACCAGAACCGGCUGCUUCGACUGGGACUGAUCCUUUCAAUCAGACAGGCGCCAAGGUCGUCAUAAAGAAUGUCGACAUGACUGAAGACAUGCAGCAAGCCACCGUCGAUAUAUCCAUCGCAGCUCUCGAAAAGUUUGCGAUUGAAAAGGAUAUCGCAUCACAUAUCAAACGCGAGUUCGACACCAAGUACGGGCCAACGUGGCACGUAGUCGUCGGAAAGAACUUUGGGAGUUACGUUACUCAUG
Molecule: messenger RNA, 479 nt
Organism: Cantharellus anzutake
Lineage: Eukaryota; Fungi; Basidiomycota; Agaricomycetes; Cantharellales; Hydnaceae
Product: dynein light chain type 1-domain-containing protein
Exons: 2
Biological process (GO): cilium assembly; microtubule-based process
Cellular component (GO): cytoplasmic dynein complex
Molecular function (GO): dynein intermediate chain binding; dynein light intermediate chain binding
Source: RefSeq, a predicted model, not a curated record